UAUUAUUGUUUGAUAAUUCCAUAGGACUGUGGAGCAGGCAGGAUGAGCAUGUGCGGUUUGUCUGAGUAGGAUGCGAAUCAUGCGAGACGCUUUAAUGGAGGGGCCAAAACAGACACGGGAGAAAGAAAAGGCCUUGAAGACAGUCAGGUUCAGAGUGGCAUCUGCCAACAGUGGCCGCGUCUUGACGGAGGUGUUCAAGGAUCAAACGACCUGGUGCGGAUCAGCGCUGGAUUCAGCGGACUCCGACUGCACCGGCAGUCCUGAGGCAGAGCCGGGAAGCUCGCCACCCCCCAGCGAGGCCAACAGUCACCUGAAUGGCCUGGCGGUGGAAACCGCUGUGGACGAGAACGGCUUUGAACCCGAUGACCUGCUUGCGUACGCCAGUGCCAGGAGGGAGAUGCUCUUCAGCAACAAACGGAUCAAUAUCUGCAGCAAGAACGGGACAAUACGAGGAGUGAGGAACAAAGUGAGCGCGGGCCAAGUGCUUUUCAACAACCUCUCCAACGUGUACGCUAGUUCACUUCGUCAUCAGAAAAAGAGACCCUGGGAAAAGGAAUAAGGUUCCAAUAGGAAGUCAAUAGGAAGAAAGGCCCUGUGGCUGAACACAGGAAUCCUCAUCUGAAGCACAAAUAUGCAGCCUAAAAAUCAUAUUGGAAAAUUCUGUAAAUCAAUACAAAUGUUGCUGUUUACUAAUCUCUGUCAAGUACAUAAUCAUGCAUUUAUAUAUUGUGAAUCUUUUUUACGAGUGCAACACACUGACUAAACAACUGAAUGUUUUUUAAAUACAGCUAAAUGGUGCAUGUGCACUAUAGUGUGAGUGAAAAAUAACUGGUAAAUUAAACAAUUAAAAGAAACAUCACUCAACACUCUGAGAUGUUUAUGAGGAUUUAUGAGGAAAACGUUUUUGAAUCGAUAUUGUGAAUACAGUUUUGCUUUUCCUUUUCUCUUGUUUAAGUGCAGUAGAUUUUAUACAUUUUAUACAGUUUUUAAAUAACGUUUGUGACUGUUUAUUUUUAAAUUGUUGUCUGUUGAUCAGUAAUAGAAUCUACACUGUUGCCCUUUGUUCUUGUUGGCUCCACCAAAUAUUUCACACAUACUGUUUGUGUGUCAUGCAAUGCAACACUAGAGAUAAAUUAUAUAUAUUCAUAUAGUUCAGAUACCCUCAAUGACGUGUGCAACCACUAGGGGAAGGGAAGGACUCAGCAUAGAUCUGACUGAUCUGAGGCUGCACACUGUGAUCCCUCAUGUGUUCUGAUCCCAGUAUUUAUUUUGUUUUCAUGCUACCUUCUGUCUCCCACAACAUCACCAUCUGACAAGCUGCUGCCGUGCUAUCUGGUUCAUGAUAAUAGCAAACUGAUACAAAUGCCAAGAAUCAAAAGUGUAAGGGUGACCUAAAAGUGUAAAAGUUGGUUGGAGCCCACAGAAUCUGGAGUGAUGAUGCAAUGAGCAAGUCCCUAAUGUCACUAAAAGCUGAGUUGAAAAUCAGGGUCACAUUUCCAUCACCCCAUAACCUCUGAUUAUGAUAUAAAUUAAUCAGGUGUAAUGUUUAUUAAAGCCAUAAAUGCACAACGUGAAUGUCCGUUUGUUAUUUAGUAACAUGCUCAGCAGCUACAUUAGCAUGCUUCCUUAAUAAUAAUGCAUCGCAAUUGUUUCAUAAUACAACAAUGUAAACAACAAAGUAAGAGUAAUCA
Molecule: messenger RNA, 1691 nt
Organism: Betta splendens (Siamese fighting fish)
Lineage: Eukaryota; Metazoa; Chordata; Actinopteri; Anabantiformes; Osphronemidae
Gene: grxcr1b
Product: glutaredoxin and cysteine rich domain containing 1 b
Exons: 2
Coding region: 71-559 (162 amino acids)
Biological process (GO): sensory perception of sound
Source: RefSeq, a predicted model, not a curated record